GCCAACUCGAAUUGAAUAAAGGAGAAGAAGAGUCUCUUCUGAAAAAGAUUGUCAAAUCCUUGGGCUUGGAACUUCUCCAAGACGGUUAUUUCGUCUUCAUACUCAUUGGUUUAGGAUUAAUUUACGUUUCUACAAUAGCAUACAAUGCCUUUGCCCCGAUGUUUCUUCAAGAAGAAGCCAAGUUAUCAUUGAUGAGGACGACUUCUUGUAUGACAGCCUUUUCUGCAGCUGAUGUCUUAGGAAGAUUUACUUUACCGGAGAUCAGCAGGAGAUUGCACUUGACCAACAAAAGCACUCUUAUACUUGGGUGUAUUUUCUUGAGUAUCACCAGAAGUUCUCUGGUGGAACUGGAACAAUUCGAAUAUUUAUGUGCAGUGUCUUUCAUAGUGGGAUAUUUUCGAGCUAUUGCAGUUGUGAACCAAAAUCUUGUGAUAUCAGAAUACAUCAGCAAAGACAAGUUACCAUCCGCUGUCGGUCUCAAUAUGGUGAUGAAAGCAUUAUUAACUGGAACCUUUGGUCAAUCCUUAGGUUACCUCAAAGAUCAAUUCAGUUACAAAUUUUCUAUACAUGUUUUGGACAUUACAGUAGCUACUGUUACAGUAAUGUGGCUGAUGGAAGCAUUCAUUCGACGUAUGAGGACUUCGAAGAAACAAGAUAUGCCAACAAAUGAGAUAGAGAAAGAGAUUAUAUAGAUAUUUAAUACAUGCCUAAUGGAGACUGGUUAUUACCCACAAAGUGCAGAACAUAGAUAGAUGUGAACCAUAUGGAUAUUAAAUAUAGAGAAGCCAAAUUUUCAUUAGAAAAUCAAUUCUUAUUUUCCGAAAAAAAUAUUGUUAAUCGUUUACAUUUUGUGGAAAUAUUUGGAAUUGUUUUCUAAAACAAAUUCGAAUUCUGUUCGUACAAUGCAAAGUGACUGGUUUGGUAUGAUAUUCUAGGUAUGAUUGUAGUAUCCUGAAAUUGAUAGUUAAUUGUUAUGCAUCAAUACACUUUUUGUAUCGAG
Leptinotarsa decemlineata (Colorado potato beetle) is the source of this 1000-nucleotide messenger RNA. RefSeq lists its product as uncharacterized. The record is from RefSeq and is a predicted model, not a curated record. Gene Ontology annotation, biological process: monocarboxylic acid transport; transmembrane transport. Lineage: Eukaryota; Metazoa; Arthropoda; Insecta; Coleoptera; Chrysomelidae. Gene Ontology annotation, molecular function: monocarboxylic acid transmembrane transporter activity.